AUGUUGUCGCUAGUCCACUUGAUGGCCUGGCUGCUGUUGGCCCUGACGCCUUGUAUCGCCGCAGCUGAAACUCACUCUACCACCGAAUCGUCCACUAAAACGACAAAGACGGUGGAACCGAAAACUACCUCCGCCUCCGACACGAAGUCCUCGCCCACCGCGGCUGCAACGCACACGGUCAAGGUCGGCGCUAAAGAGGAUCCGCAUCAGUAUGUCCCGCAUAAUAUCACCGCAGAGGUCGGCGACGUGAUCGUCUUCGAGUUCUAUCCGCGCAAUCACUCUGUCGUCAAGGCCGAUUACCUGGCGCCAUGUGUACCAGCUUCAGGGACGAUCUUCAACUCGGGGCGCUUUAACAGUUUCAAUGAGCAAAAUGGCCAGCUCGUGGGUCCGCCGCCGACCUGGUCCUUGGUUGUGAAUGACACGGAGCCCGUCUUCUUCUAUUGCACCGCUCUCGACUCGUGUAUCGGCAAUGGCAUGGUCGGCGUUAUCAACCCUAACGCCAGUAUGACCUGGGAAGCGCAAUACAAAAAGGCCAAAGAAUAUCCAUACAUGCUCGAACCGGGCCAAUCCCCCCCCGCGGAAGGUGACACCCCCGGUUCGCCAUCUUCGACCUCGACCUCGUCUCCCAACUCGACCGGAUCCUCCGGCGGUGGUGGCGGCAGCUCCUCUCAAUUAAGCGGAGGCGCCAUCGCCGGGAUCGUCGUGGGCGUCGUAGCCUUUGUCGCUCUGCUCGGGGCACUGUUCUUCGUCCUUGGUCGCAACCGCAUAUAUAAGAAAUGGAUGUCCUCGGAGGACGGUCGCACCGAGCGAACCGCUCACUGGGCCCUAUUCAAUAGCCACGGUGGCGAGCGCAAGAGCGAAUUGGCCAGUAGCACGGCCGCACCUCAUGGCGAUCAAGCUACGUUUGUGUCCAGUCCGGAUCCGACGGUGCGUGCGUUCUCGCCGCCGCCGCACCCGGCAAGUGGACAUUGGAGCUGGGAUGCCUCUUCGUUCCAGCAACAGCAGCCUCAGAUGACCCAGAUGGGUCCUAUGGGACGGGGGUCGUAUGCCCAGUUUGCUCCGACGGAGUUGGAGGCGAAUGAGCUCCUGACGCAGAUCCCGGAGAAUCCGCCGCAUCAUGAUGGGAGGUGA
Molecule: messenger RNA, 1131 nt
Organism: Aspergillus tanneri
Lineage: Eukaryota; Fungi; Ascomycota; Eurotiomycetes; Eurotiales; Aspergillaceae
Exons: 4
Coding region: 1-1131 (376 amino acids)
Source: RefSeq, a predicted model, not a curated record